This is a messenger RNA of Procambarus clarkii (red swamp crayfish), 1666 nucleotides long. Its product is annotated as SUZ RNA-binding domain-containing. NCBI's taxonomy places the organism in Eukaryota, Metazoa, Arthropoda, Malacostraca, Decapoda, Cambaridae. The record is from RefSeq and is a predicted model, not a curated record.
AGGGUUGCAAUAUGCGCUAGUUGUCACGAAUGUAUCUGAAAUCUCGCCAGCUGAGAGUGUCAGGCAGGGUUGUGUUUACACAUCUGACACGGACGUAGCUUAUUUUCUGGCAGGGAGACCCAACCCAGGAUCUGCGGUCAUUACCAGCACACAGGUUGUCAUGCUCACCUCGUGUUCUCAUCCUCCUGCUGUGAUAGAAGAACAUUUAGAAAAGCUGGCUAUAAAAAACUCCCAAUUGGAAUCAACAAUGCACUCGACUCACGUUGUUACCUGUGAAGACACCUCACGCACCCCGUUUACACCGCAUGAACCCAAGAUCAUGAUUUUAAGAAGACCGCAAGAAAAAUUGGAUUCGACUCCUAAUGGGAUGAUCAGCAUUAAGCAGAAACCUGUUAAAACACUUGAACAGAGACAGCAGGAAUAUGCCGAAGCAAGAUUGAGAAUACUUGGUGAUGCAGGAAGCUCUGAAGAAAAUAAGCCAAAGCCGAUACAACAAAAAUCUUUAGAGCAGAGAGAAGCGGAUUAUGCGGCUGCACGAUUGCGUAUCAUGGGAUCCUCUUCCAAGUCGGUUGAAGAACCUAUGUUAACAGGAAAUUCUCCUGGAAAUCACACGGUAAACAUCCAUAAGGAACCCCAGAAUAAUGUUGGGGUUGUAAGGAGUCCAAAGGGCCCCGACGGAACUUCUGGGUUUAGUAGAGGUGGCGGUCAUCACAGGUAGCGAAAGCUUAAGUUAGCAGUCAGUUUAGUGCUUUAUUGCAGUUGGCAAAAUGUUGGCCUGAAGCGGAUCUAAACUCCAUUUAAUGUGACAGGAGUUGGUCAUUUAAAAGAGGCUAAAAUGAAUGAGUAACAGUAUUUCUUGAAUUAUCUCACAUGUACAGUUUGUUUAACACACACACACACACACACACACACACACGCACACGCACACGCACACGCACACAAAACACACAGCAUGUUGUAUAUAUACUGGCUGUAUUUUUCAGAUCCAUCUUUCUUCUUUUACACUAUGCCUUGAGUUUUUUUUUUUACACAGUUAAUACUCAUUAUUUAUUCGUAGACCAUGAUAAUACUUAAGCUAACAAUAUAAAUUCAGGAAGAUUCCACAGGUCAUAGAGAGACAAGAUUUUGUUUAUCUAUAAGCAACAGCUAUUCGGUUGCUAUUAUUUCUAUUGAUGAUAUAUACUGAAGAAGUUAAGCUUGCAUAUGAUCAGCUUGAAGCAUGAAUCAUGUUCUUUUUCAGCUUAUGUAAAUGCUAUUCUUGUUCUUACAUUCGUAGUAUGAAAGUGUAUGCAGAGCCGUCUUUUUUAAUGUUUUAGUUAUUAAAUAUCCCCAUAUUUUCCCUGUGUAUAAAUAUAUUGUAUAAAUAAAGUACGUUGCAUAAAAAAAUACAUUGCAUAAAAAUAAAACUGAAGUCAUGAAUAUAUUACUAAGGUAGUGAGGUUCUCUACUUGGUAAUUACAGCUGAAGCAUUCUGCAUACAGUUUUUCGUACAACAUUUAAUCCCAUUAUUCAAUUUGUAUAAACAAAUUCAUCUUGGUGUGUAUGGAUGCUUGUGCUGUGUAGGUUUUUUUUUAUAUAAACAUUAAUGUACAUCUGAGGUAAUUCUUGGAAUAUGAUGGAAAUCCUCCAAGAACAUUAAAAUACAUUUUUAAAGGUGUCCUUAAAA